Molecule: messenger RNA, 924 nt
Organism: Trichoplusia ni (cabbage looper)
Lineage: Eukaryota; Metazoa; Arthropoda; Insecta; Lepidoptera; Noctuidae
Product: leucine-rich repeat extensin-like protein 3
Exons: 3
Coding region: 1-924 (307 amino acids)
Source: RefSeq, a predicted model, not a curated record
AUGGCUAUAGCUGAUUCUUUUGUCUGCCCCAUUGGUAGCAACAGCGGCAGCGGCGCCCGCGCCCCAGUUUUGCGGGUGUCCCCCACCGCCGUGCCCCUGCGCGCCGCCAGCGUGCCCCCCGCCGGUGCCCCCACCGUGCCCCUGCGACCCCUGCGCACCCCCGCCUUCCUUGAUUGUCUAUCGAUAGAUAAAAUAGAAAAUAUUAAAACAGUGUCAUUAAUAAUAUUUUCUAUAUCCCCAGCACAAUGUGGUGACGGACCCAUCAAGGUCUUGCUGCAGAAGAACUGUAUCCCCGAGCGUCUCCGCGCGGCUGGCUUCCAGGAGAUCCCAGUCCCCGGCGGAACCUUCUUCAUCAGCUCGUCCCCUGACGUCAUCAUCCAGCCACCUCCCAUCCUGGUCCGCCCACCACAGCAGGCCCCCAUCACCCCGCCAGCCUUGACUGUACAGCCCCCACCGGUGCCUCCAGUGACCCCGCGUCCGAUCUGCGUCAGGCCUCCACCUCUGCCAGCCAUCACACCCCCACCUGUGUUGGCUCGCCCCGCGCCCUUGCCAUGCAUUCAGCCUCCUCCAGUGGUAGUGAGAGUGCCGAAGCCCGCGCCCAUCCAGCCUCCACCGAUCAGCGUGACCCAGCCCCGCCCUGAGCCCAUCAACCCCCCUCAGAUCGUAGUAAGGCCACCCAAGCCUCAGAACAUCCAGCCCCCGACCAUUUGCGUGUCGACGUCGUCGCUGCAGCCUCAGCAGCAGCAGCAGUGUGGCUCGCCGUGCGCUCCUCCCCCCCCGCCGCCGUGCCCCUGUGAUGCCCCAGCGCCUCCCCCCUGCGGAUGCCCGUGCCCCUGCGAGCAGCCCCUGCCCCCAUGCCCAUGCCAGUGCCCGUGCCCAUGCCCGUGCCCUUGUCCAUGCGAGCCACCGUUACCCCCAUGCUAA